AUGGACGACAUUUAUAUAUACGUAACGCAAUAUAAUUCAUAAAAUGCUAGGAAUGUUACAUAUUUAUGAAAAUUGAGAAAUGUCACAACUAUUUAACACGUUUAUGUGACCAAUUUCAGAGUGUACAUUCAAGAGACCAAUUGUUGAUAUGUAUGUAUAUCGUGCUUGUUUGUGUUGAAAACUUUAUGGCGGCAAUUAUGCCAUUUUGGUGUUACGUGUGAAAUUUUUUUUAUUGUCUUGAAAAAUGCCGGCGUUUUUAAAGCAUAUCGAAGUAGAAAACUUUAAGUCGUACAAGGGAAAGCUUAUUAUCGGUCCUUUGAAAUCAUUUACCGCUGUUAUUGGACCAAAUGGAUCUGGAAAAUCCAAUUUUAUGGAUGCAAUUAGUUUUGUGAUGGGAGAGAAAACAAGUAGUUUACGUGUAAAACGUUUUAGUGAACUUAUUCAUGGAGCAUCAAUAGGAAUGCCAGUGGCUCGCAGUGCGUCUGUAACUGCUGUGUUCGAACUUGAAGAUGGUAGCGAAAAAAGUUUUAUUCGUUCUGUACAAGGAUCUUCGUCUGAGCAUAGAAUAAAUAACAAUGUUGUUACUAGUCAAGUAUAUUUGAAUGAGUUAGAACAUCUUGGCAUUAAUGUGAAAGCAAAGAAUUUUCUCGUAUUCCAAGGAGCUGUUGAGUCAAUAGCCAUGAAAAAUCCUAAAGAACGUACCGCACUUUUUGAGGAGAUUAGCAAUUCUGGCGCACUGAAAGCAGAAUAUGAAAGGUUGAGGACAGAAAUGUUGAAAGCAGAAGAGGAAACACAGUUCUCAUAUCAGAAAAAGAAGGGGAUCGCCGCUGAAAGAAAAGAGGCAAAACUGGAGAAAGAAGAAGCCGAGAAAUAUCAACGUUUGAAGGAAGAAUAUAUAGAAAAGCAAGUUGAAUUGCAAUUGUUUCGUUUAUUUCAUAAUGAGAAAAAUACAGAGAGUUUAGAAGUAUCGCAGAAGAAAAAGCAACACGAGAUAGAAAAAAUAGAAAAGAAAAGAGAAAAGGCAGAAGAACUAUUAAAAGAAAAAAAGAGGGAUUCUGGGAAGUUGGGAAGGGAUCUCGCUAAAAUUGAACAGGACAUUAGAGAAGUAGAAGUGGAUAUAACGAAGAAAAGACCUACGUUUAUCAAAGCAAAAGAACGCGUUGCGCACAUGCAGAAGAAAGUAGAGUCAGCACGGAAAUCAUUGGCGCAAGCUCGUAUCGCAGAUGAAGCUCAUAAGAAAGAUAUACAUGAACUUCAGGAGGAGUUACGUCAAGUAGAAGAAGCUAAAGCAGCCUAUGAAGCAAGCAUUGCUGGGCAAUCACAAUUGCAGGGCAGAGAUGUACAACUUGAAGACGAACAGGUUAAGGAGUAUAAUCGUUUAAAAGAGGAAGCAGGCAAACAAUCAGCAAGAUAUUUGCAACUUCUUGAUUCUAUCAAUCGUGAACAAAAAUCAGAUCAGGACAGACUUGAUAAUGAAGGCCGGAAGAAAACUGAGAUAGAGAAUAAACACAAACAGAAAGGUCAUAUGCGAGAUGAAGCUCUCAAGAGGGUAGAAAAAUUAGAAGAACAUAUUAGAACCUCAGAAGCGGCUUUGGAGGAUCAGAAAAAGUUAAGAGCUGAUUUACAGUCAGAUGUUGGUAUUUCCAAAGAUAAAAUCCAGAACCUUCAGCGUGAGUUAGAGAGUAUAUCUGAACAGUUAGGCGACGCGAAGGUUGAUAAGCAUGAAGUGUCAAGAACUAAGAAGAAAACAGAAAUUGUUGAAAAUUUUAAACGUCUUUUCCCUGGAGUGUAUGAUCGUAUGUAUAAUAUGUGCGAACCUAUUCAUAAGAGAUACAAUGUUGCAAUUACUAAAGUUCUUGGCAAAUAUAUGGAGGCGAUUGUUGUUGAUACUGAGAAAACGGCUAGACAGUGCAUUCAGUACCUUAAAGAACAGUAUCUUGAACCAGAAACAUUUCUUCCUCUCGAUUAUAUUCAAGCAAAACCAUUGAAAGAGAGACUUAGAAAUAUUCAAGAACCUAAAAAUGUAAAAUUGUUGUAUGAUGUCUUACAUUUUUCUCCAAAGGAUAUUGACAGGGCAGUGUUGUUUGCUACAAAUAAUGCUCUCGUGUGUGAAACGCCUGAAGAUGCAAACAAAGUAGCUUAUGAAAUGGAUAAGAAAGCAAGAUAUGAUUGUGUAGCAUUAGAUGGAACGUUUUAUCAAAAAGCUGGAAUUAUAUCUGGGGGUAGUUUGGAUCUUGCGAAGAAAGCGAAACGGUGGGAUGAGAAACAAAUGUCCCAAUUGAAAGCACAGAAGGAGAAAUUAACAGAAGAAUUACGCGAGUCUUUGAAAAAAUCUCGAAAAGAGUCUGAAUUGAACACAGUUGAAUCGCAAAUACGUGGAUUAGAAACGCGAUUAAAGUACAGCAAAAAUGAUUUGGUUGAAACCCAAAAACAAAUUUCAGCACUUGAGGGGGAAUUAGAGAGUCUUCAAAAUGAAUUGAACCUGUUUGGUCCGACAAUAACUGCUAUUGAGAAAACGAUGGCCGAAAGAGACCAAGAAAUACAAAAUAUUAAAGAGAAAAUGAAUAAUGUCGAAGAUGACGUAUUUGCCAGUUUUUGUGAACAAAUCGGUGUGUCUAAUAUUCGUCAGUACGAAGAAAGAGAGCUACGAUCGCAACAAGAAAGAGCAAAGAAGAGAAUGGAAUUUGAAAAUCAAUGUAACCGCAUAUACAAUCAAUUAGAUUUUGAAAAGCAACGCGACACGGAAAGCAAUGUUUUACGUUGGGAACGCGCGGUUCAAGAUGCAGAGGACAAACUUGAAAGUGCAAGGCAGGUUGAAUCCAAUCAAAAAAUUGAGAUAGAUCAUGAUGAGACUCGAAUGGAACAAUUGAAAUCAGAACGGAACGUAAAGAAAAUGGAGGUUGAUCAGAAGGACGAUGAAAUUGGUAAAGCGAGACGUGAGGUUGGCGCAAUUGCGAAAGACAUACAAGCUGCUCAAAAACAGUUGAAUGGUAUUGAAGCGAAAAUUGAGCAGAAGAAAGCUGAACGUCACGCUGUAUUAAUGCAAUGCAAGAUGGAGGACAUUGCAAUCCCAAUGCUCCAUGGAAAUAUGGAGGACAUUGCCAAUGAAACGAGUGUAUCUAACAGUACAGAAAGCACUAUUGGGGAACGGGAAAAGCGAAUCACUGUAGAUUAUGGUCUUCUGCCGGAAAAUUUGAAGGACGUGGAUGAAGAUGACAUCAAGAAAACCAGCGAUAAAUUAACAAAGGCAAUUAAUGAUUUGCAAGGUACCAUUCAGCGACUUCAGGCUCCCAAUAUGAAGGCGAUACAAAAAUUAUAUCUUGCUAAGGAAAAGUUACAAGAAACAAACGAAGAAUUUGAACAGUCUCGGAAAAAGGCGAAGAAAGCGAAAACACAAUUCGAAAGAAUAAAGAAAGAGAGACAUGAUAGAUUUAUGGCAUGCUUUGAGCAUGUGGCUAACGAAAUCGAUCCGAUUUAUAAGAGUUUAGCAAAAAAUCAAUCUGCCCAAGCAUUUCUUGGCCCAGAAAAUCCAGAAGAACCAUAUUUGGAUGGUAUUAAUUAUAAUUGCGUCGCACCAGGAAAACGAUUCCAGCCAAUGUCUAAUUUGUCUGGAGGAGAGAAAACGGUUGCCGCAUUGGCUCUGUUGUUUGCAAUUCAUAGUUUUCAACCAGCACCAUUUUUUGUAUUGGAUGAGAUUGAUGCUGCAUUGGACAACACUAAUAUAGGAAAAGUUGCAAGUUAUAUACGUGAUAAGACAAGCUCCUUACAAACAAUUGUUAUAUCUUUGAAGGAAGAAUUUUAUUCGCAUGCUGAUGCGUUGAUUGGUAUUUGCCCUGAUGUUGGCGAAUGCUUACAAAGUAAAGUAUUAACACUCGAUCUAUCUGUAUGUCCCACGCACAUUAAUUAAUGAAUAUAUUAUAGUAUUAAUAUUUAUA
Messenger RNA from Megalopta genalis, 3935 nucleotides. It is a transcript of the gene SMC1, whose product is annotated as structural maintenance of chromosomes 1. Gene Ontology annotation, biological process: sister chromatid cohesion. The record is from RefSeq and is a predicted model, not a curated record. Gene Ontology annotation, cellular component: nucleus; chromosome; cohesin complex. NCBI's taxonomy places the organism in Eukaryota, Metazoa, Arthropoda, Insecta, Hymenoptera, Halictidae. Gene Ontology annotation, molecular function: ATP hydrolysis activity; DNA binding; ATP binding.